This is a messenger RNA of Linum trigynum, 831 nucleotides long. Lineage: Eukaryota; Viridiplantae; Streptophyta; Magnoliopsida; Malpighiales; Linaceae. The record is from the annotation of a GenBank genome assembly.
UCAUCCAUCACUUGAACCAGCUGAUCCCAAACAAAAGUACCCACCCAAAUCUCUUCCGACAAGUUAGUUAAAUCAGACAUGGCUUCUUCGUCGAAGUGCUUCGUCGUUGCUCUCAUCCUCGCCGUCACAUUCUGCAACAUGGAAAAUGGAAUGGCGGCUCGACAGCUCCUCCAACUGCCGAAACCCACAGCACUUCCUCCUAUGCCCACCAUCCCAUCUCUGCCUCAGCCAACUCUGCCGUCCGGAGGAGGAUUGCCACCGCUCCCCAGCGCCGGAGCCAUGCCCACCAUCCCAUCUCUGCCGUCCGGAGGAGGAUUGCCACCGCUACCCAGCGCCGGCGCGAUUCCGACCAUGCCCACAAUUCCUACCAUCCCAAAGGUUUCUCUGCCGCCAUUGCCUAGUGGUUUCCCAACCAUUCCUUCCAUCCCCGGCCUUACCCCGGCAGGCCCUGGAAACUGAAUGAAGUUUGUGGAUAUCAUUGUGUUUUGGAGUUCGAUGAUACGUUGUUAUUUCUUGGGAUUGCUUGUACGUCUAGAGAGGCUCAUUGUUUCUUUUUGUUCUGAUUGUUAUUAUUCGAGUUUCUUGGGUUGAAUAUUUGUUUCUACUAUUGUAUGCAUUACUCCGUUUUCAGUUACUUUUUGAGUUUGUAUCACUUCCUUUAUGUUUCGUGUACAUGUGUGAUUUACUAAAUAUCCUUCAUUCAUAUACAAGUUACAUGUAUAUCAAAAUAUGAACAAGAAAUCAAUGAGAAGAAAUCAAAGAACUCAUGCAUAUGAAAUUUGUCAAAACAUACAUAAACAAUGCUCAAGCCAAUAGACUAAACUAUUUUUC